Messenger RNA from Fundulus heteroclitus (mummichog), 3255 nucleotides. RefSeq names its product transmembrane channel-like 6b (gene tmc6b). The record is from RefSeq and is a predicted model, not a curated record. Lineage: Eukaryota; Metazoa; Chordata; Actinopteri; Cyprinodontiformes; Fundulidae. Gene Ontology annotation, cellular component: plasma membrane. The transcript has 21 exons. Gene Ontology annotation, molecular function: mechanosensitive monoatomic ion channel activity. The coding region runs from base 191 to 2695 and encodes 834 amino acids.
UGUGGAGCUGCUCUGGUCGGAGCUCAUUCAGACAGAGGUGGUUCAGACUGACAGUCGGUGGUGAACGGAGAGUUUUCUGCUCUGUGAUGGCAGGUUAGGAGUAAACACCAUGGUGGGAGUGGAGCGCAGGUCUGAGCAGGUGAGGGUGUGAUCGCGCCGCGAGGCCAGCAAGCUGGUCAGAGGAGAAGAAAUGGCUCAAAGCGUUAACUUUGACCUGGGUCACCCCCAAGUGGAAGCUGGACUGGAAAGCCCAGCAGAUGAAGAUGCUGUUCAUAAUUCGUUCAGCCAGCUGAUUUCAGAAGUUGGAGAACAACAGAGUCAGAGCGAAGAUUGGGCUGCCAUCGAGCUGCAGAAUCUGCAGAAGGAUCUGGAAGAGGAGGAUCGAGACAAUGUGGCACGUCUGUCAGACCCUGAGGACCCGCGAUGGAGGAUAGGAAGUGGAGACACUGAAGAAGAGGACAAUGGCAGACAAACGGACCCUCUUGUCCAGGAGCGCUGGUCUUCAGCCACCAUGAAGAUCCUCUCCUCCAUGCCUAGUCGCACUAUUGGCCGUAGCAGAGGAGCCAUCAUCUCUCAGUACUACAACAGGUCCAUGCAGCUCCGAAGACGCAGGCAGAGCAGACCGGCCAUCAAAGACUUCUCUCACUCUGCCAGACCCAGCAUACGGGGUUAUGGCAUGGACGCAGACACUACGGACUCAGCAGACAAUAAGCAGGAACGCUUGGUGAACAACCUGCAGAACUUGUCGGUGGGAGACAGAGAGAGGAUGCUUCGAGCGAUGCCUCUCAAUCUGGCUGAGAAAAGAAACCUCAGGAGGUUGACAUUGGAAAAAAAUAAACAAACGCAUUCCAGCAGUAAGAUUACCUGUUACAGUCGUCUGAAAUAUGCCAUCAUGAGGGCUUUGAGGCACUGCUGGUACAGCCUGUUGUCCUUCCUGCACUCCCUUAUUCUGUGGCAAAUGCCGCUCAAGAGAGUCAGCGGGCGCUUCGGCAGCGGGGUCCUCUCCUACUUCCUGUUCAUCAAGACUCUUCUCUUCUUCAACGUCUUCCUGCUUCUGGUCACGGGCUCGUUCCUGGUGGUCCCGCAGGCGGUGUACCCCCCGGGGCGGCACGAAGGAAACCAAGCCUUCACGGGGCUGGAGCUCCUCACCGGAGCGGGCUUUUUCUCUGACACCCUGAUGUACUACGGAUACUACAGCAACAACACACUACAGAGCAGCAGGACUCACAGUACGGAGAAUAACAUCUCUGCCAAGACGGAGGGCAAGUACCUCUCCUACAACAUGCCACUGGCCUAUUUCUUCACAAUAGGAAUGGCCCUCUUCAUCACAUGCAUCAUCCUUGUGUACAGCAUGUCAAAAUCGUUUGGACGGAGCUUCAGGAUCGACAAGUCUCACAGCAUGCUGGCCAUGAAGGUGUUCUGCUCGUGGGACUUUAAGGUCAUCAAGCCGAACCCGGUCAAACUCAUGUCUGAAAACAUCUGCACCCAGCUCAAGGAACUUUUGGCAGAAUUAAGUGACAGGAAUAAUAAGGACACGGUUUUACAGACGUUGUGGAGAGCGAUGGUUCACGGCCUGGCUUGGGCGAUCUGCAUUGCGGGAACCAUUGGAUGCGUGACCAGCAUUUACUUCUUCUCAGAUUACAUGCACAACAGCCAGCGGAUGAAGAGCAAUAAUAUUUCCAGCAACCAACUAUUGAGAGAGGCCAGCCUCUUGGCCCUGCCUGUCCUCGUCUCCUUGUUCAACUUGCUGUUGCCGGUCCUCUUCAACGUCGCUGCCUGGAUGGAGGAGUACGACUCGCCAUCUGUACGCACAUAUGUUGCACUCAGUCGAAACUUGAUGUUAAAAGUGAGCGUGCUCGGAGUCCUUUGCUACCACUGGUUGGGUCGGGUGGCUGUUAAUUCUAACAAUACUACUUACAUUAAGAGCUCAUCAGAGUGCUGGGAGAGCUUUGUUGGUCAGGAGCUUUAUCGCUUCCUAAUCAUCGACUUCAUCUUCACUCUGCUGGACACUUUGUUUGGGGAGCUGCUCUGGAGGUUGUUUUCUGACAAUGCGCUCAAGCGAAAAAGAAGACCGGGCUUUGACAUCGCUAAGAAUGUCCUGGACCUCAUCUACGGACAGACAUUAGCCUGGUUGGGUCUACUUUUCACUCCUCUCCUGCCUGCUGUGCAGAUUCUGAAGUUGGUGCUGCUCUUCUACAUUAAGAUGAGCAGUGUGAUGAUGAACUGUCAGGCCCCCAGGAGGCCGUACAGAGUCAGCCAGAUGACCACCAUCUUCAUCACUCUCCUGUGCUUCCCCUCCUUUCUCGGAGCCUCUGUCUGUGUCACAUACACCAUGUGGAGUAUCGAACCUUCGGCGUCGUGCGGCCCCUUCCGCGGCCUCAAAACCAUGUUCAAGGCGGGGAAACACUGGAUGGAAGCGCUGGAGAGGGAAAACCCACACUUGUCCCUGCUGGCCAAGGCUCACACCUACCUGGUGGAAAACCCCUUUUUCCUGUUCGUGGGCGCUGGCAUCUUUCUGAUAGUCAUCUACUUCCACAGUCAGGUGGUGGACGGCCAACGGAAGAUCAUCACCUUGCUGCAGGAGCAGAUAGAAAAUGAGGGAGAAGAUAAAAAGUUCCUAAUUACUCGGCUUCAGUCCAUCCAUGCGAAGAAACGAGCGUCAAAUAGAGUCACAAGUCAGGACUCUGGAUGUUAAGGCUUCUGGAAGAUAAACCUCCUCAAUUGUCUGAGGAAUCUUCAGCCACCGGGUUUGUAACUGGAAUAGCAACAAGGAAAGACGAGCCGUCAUAAACUUUAUGCAGUGGUGGAAGUUAAAUUAUGCUUUUUAUUUGGAGGAAAUUAGCAAAAUGAAACCACUGGCAUAAACAAAGCCAUCUCUUUUUAUAGUAAACAUUUUAAUAGAUAUUUAUAUUUUUACUUUUGAUGCCUUAUCUGCACGUAGUUCUGAAAACGAUCAAGGAAUGGCAGAAUUAUGUGUCAUAGGAUAGAAAAAGGUCUUUUUAGAAGCUAACUGAGAAACAUCAAGAUCAUUUUGUCUGUAAAGGAGAAAUAUUUAGUAUUCAUCUCUUCUUAAAGGAGCACUUUUAUACUAACUGUGAAGUUUUUUUCUGUUGUAGAAAUCCAAAGAUUUCAUUAUUGUGCCAUAGGUAAACCUUGGGAUUUCAGGUGUUGUCAUGGGUGUAAAUAUUAUUCCUUUUUUUUUUUUCAUAGUGAAAUUAUCGUUUUGCUUUUGUAAGUAAAUUACAUUUUACUACA